ACGCGUUCGUUACCGAAAGUGCAAGAAGAGAGUAAAAUGUCGGACAUUUUUCUAUAGAGAUUUGGGAAUUUCUCUUCUGCUUUUCUUUAAAUAUCCGGAUUUGCGGUACUUACCGAUACGCUAUCAAUGGAAAACCGUCUCCAAACACGGUGAAGCUGGUUAUUUUAUGGGAUUCACUAUGGGAUUCGCUCCAAGCUUUCCAAUCAAAACGCAACCGACGAACUUCGAGUCAGUGGAAGCGUUUGACGCUUCAGGGCGACGGCACGAACAUUAUCAUCAGAAGAAAGAUGUGACACAGUUUGAAAGUUUGACCAGCAAGUUCUUUCAGCGCUACGUGGAGGAGAGACAAAAUGCCCAAGAAGCUAAAGCAAAAUUUAACGACCUGGUGGGUUUGGCGGCCCGCUUCCCGCAGUGGCACGAGAGCGACAUCGCCGACUUCCGGACCCAGUUCCUGUCCUUCGAUUUGAACCACGACGGCCUGAUAGACUUCCCCGAACUUGACACAGCCUUAACCGAGUUAGGGGAUAAAUCUCCAUAUCACGUCCGCAAACAAAAAUUCGACGAGAUUGAUGUCGACCACUCAGAUAGUAUCGACUUUGAAGAGUUUCUCCACUUGCUGGACAGUGUGAUGAUGUCAUCGGAAGGAGGCAUCUCCGACGCCAUCGGCGACAUGUGCAAACGGGAGACCCAGAACGCCAACACCAUACGUCACCUGACGCUCGAACAACAAAUGGAAGCCGGGUUGUUCUAAUUAUUGGCGGAUGGA
Molecule: messenger RNA, 766 nt
Organism: Patiria miniata (bat star)
Lineage: Eukaryota; Metazoa; Echinodermata; Asteroidea; Valvatida; Asterinidae
Product: troponin C-like
Exons: 5
Coding region: 167-751 (194 amino acids)
Molecular function (GO): calcium ion binding
Source: RefSeq, a predicted model, not a curated record